This is a messenger RNA of Strongylocentrotus purpuratus (purple sea urchin), 3786 nucleotides long. Its product is annotated as kelch-like protein 12. The coding region runs from base 110 to 2044 and encodes 644 amino acids. The transcript has 2 exons. Gene Ontology annotation, molecular function: protein binding. The record is from RefSeq and is a predicted model, not a curated record. NCBI's taxonomy places the organism in Eukaryota, Metazoa, Echinodermata, Echinoidea, Camarodonta, Strongylocentrotidae.
AGCGCUGCGUUGUUGCCAAGAUACUGAAAACAGAUGGCGCUCUUCAAGACGUUGUUAUUGCUGGAUAACUCUGCACUUCGAAGAUUUUGGAUACCACUUGAAUGAAGCCAUGGCAGAAGACGAAACACAAUGCAAGAAUCUAGAAGGUGAUCCAGAUGCUGAUGAAACUGGAGAGGGUAAUAUGCUUAAUAAUGAGACGGGUAACGUUAAUGACAUCCAGGUCAUUGACCUUGAAGAAGCUGAUCAAAAUACCAGUCCUUGUCACCAACACAAUGGUAGUAAUAGCCAAAAAGUUACAGAUUCAGAAGGAUUGAUGAAUAAAGUGUUAGAAUACAAGGAGAGGGAGGCCGAGACAAAGAAAUAUCAGUAUCCACAUAAAUCGAGUGAGCUCCUAAGAGAACUGAAUGGCUUCAGGAUUGCAGGAAAGCUUGUGGAUGUGACUUUGGUGUCUUCAGAUGAAAAAGAGUUCCCUUGCCACAGAGCUGUCCUUGCAGCCAGCACCCCAUACUUUGAUGCAAUGUUCACCGAUGAUCUUCAGGAGAGUCGCAGCGAUCGUAUCGAACUGACCAACAUCAAAGGCGCGGCGUUGGAAUCCAUCAUCCGUGCAGUUUAUAUGUGUGAUGUAGAUAUCAGUAGCGAUUCAGUACAAGACCUUCUUGCCACAGCACAUUUUCUGAACUAUCCCCAUAUCCUAGAAUCUUGCUGCCAGUUUUUGGAAGAUUCACUGGCACCACAGAAUUGUCUGGGGAUCGUUGAGCUGGCAGAGACCUACGUCUGCGACAACCUCCGGACUCGGGCUUGGAACUAUGCUCUAGAAAACUUCAGAGAUGUUUCAUCGUGUCAAGAGUUUCUUCAGUUAGAGGCGUCUGUCUUGGAACGCCUUGUUACUUGCGAUGAAUUAAAUGUUUCUGGAGAGGACGAGGUGCUUUCAGCUGUGCUUCAGUGGGCUUUGAGUGAUCAAGCUCAUAUUGAAUUUUUACCACCUGUUCUAGCAAAAGUGAGACUCCCUCUUGUCAGUGAUGAAUAUCUAACUGGAGCUCUGAAUGCACACCACUUCCUACAUGGCAGUGGCAAGUGUCUCUCACAGAUUAGAGAUGCCCAGAACCUGAAAGGGCUUGCGAGAAACGGAAGACGACGGGAUCAUGCCCUGCUAAAACCAAGACAUUCCAUGAGGACCGAGGUAUUGGUAGUGGUUGGUGGUAUGAUAGAUAAUAGAGAAUGGAUAACUGAUGUAUCUAGCUUCAACCCAAAGACUAACCACUGGUCUCCUAUGGCUAACCUUCCAUUUGACCACUCCGACUAUGCAGCUGCUAGCGUUGAUGAUGCUAUUUAUGUGUCUGGUGGCUUCCAUCGCACCAAGGGAACUAUCUCAGAAGUAUGGCGUUACGAUGAGACACACGAUAGAUGGGCUCUGGUUCAAGACCUGAUACUGCCGCGUUUUAACCACACUUCCAUUGGACAUGAUCACCAUAUUUAUGUGUUAGGUGGUGAGGAUGGUGAUAGCUCCCUAACUGAGAUUGAGAGAUACUCUCCCGAGUUGGAUAAAUGGGAUAUCAUUGGCUCCAUCAAUCCAACUGGAAGCGGGAUGGCUGUCGUGGCCCUUCGCAACAGACUCUACAUCAUUGGAUGGCUGACCAAUGUGAGGUUGAUGUGUGUUGUGCAGUACUUUGAUCUGGAGACCUUGGAAUGCUCCACCAUCCCCAGCUCAGGACUCAACCGUCAGCUCUUCCCUGCCGUUGCCCUUAACGACUCCAUCUUCAUCCUGGGUGGGAACCGCAUGAAGGAAGUGGCCGUCUAUGACCCAGAAACAUUCACUUCCACCAAGGCAGAGUCCAUGAAAUUCAAGAGGAAUACACCGAGUGCAACGGUGGUAGGAGGAAAGAUCUACGUGACUGGAGGUGAACUGAGGCAGCAUGUAGCUAAGGUAGAGUCCUAUGAUCCCUAUCUUGAUCUGUGGGACAUUCUGGAGCCCAUGCCACAUGCUGUAUGCUUUCAUGGAUGUGUAAUGAUCAGGAAGUACCUAGGUCCACCAUAUCAGACGUGAAGUUCUGACAUUUUCUGUAUGAGGGCUUGUUCAGAAUAAGCGGAAUAUUUGUUGCAGCCUGUAUCUGUACCUCAUUGGAUGGUGGACUGAUGUAAGGUAUUAAAAACGUAUAAUUAAUGUUGUUCUUGGCUUAUCCUUCUGUGGCAUGUGAGGUGGGAAAGAAAAUGAUUUACCAGGCCGAUGUGUAAUGUACAAAAUGGAUUUGUAUUUGACGUUUUGAAUGUAAUCACUGAAGUUCACAGAUUUGCUACAGCAGGCUACAUUUUGGUGCAAGUAAGAACUACCGGUAACCUUAAGUUUAUGAUAUGUAGAUGUCUGAUAGCCAUAAGUCCAGCCAUUCCCACCCAAACAAAAAGAAGAGGAAGAAAGAAACAGCCAAUUUAUCUGCCCAGAUGCAAAAUGUGUUUUUGAAGUGUUGAUUUUUUUUUCUUCAGGAAAAUAAUUUUGAUAUAUGCAUUCAUUCUAAUUUUAUCCUUAAUUGUGUGGAAUCGCAGAAGUUACUUAAUACCUUCACAGUAGAUUUCUAAACGAUUCCCAUGGUUUUCAUUUUUUUUAAACAUCAGUGACCUUUACGGUCACCGUGGAUUGCUUUCUUACUUGAUUAUAUCACAUCGGAAAAAAAUAAUGUUAUGUUUUCCCCAACAAAGAAAAACAAACCCACUGUUAAUCAUAGCAUAGGUUAACAUGCAAAAUAAGACAAUGUAAUAAAUCUGCUUUCAUAGGGAUUUGCGAAUGAUGAUUCUUUACUUUGCAGAGAGGUGAUUGUGUGUACUUCCAAGGGAUUUCAGGACACUUUUAAGAAUACUGACUGUACAAUUAGGGAGUGGAAGUUUUGUGAUCAUUUAAUUACCAGUAUAUGAAAAUUAAAAAGUCAUGUGUGGAUGAAGUUAAUAGUCUUUAGGCUAUUAUCGUAUGAAAUUCAUUUCACACAAUCACCCAGCUAGGUGAAGUUAGUGCUACAGUUAUGAAAGUUUCCUUGCCCCCCCCCCCCUCGGAGUAAAACAAAAUUACCGCUAGAUGGGUUUCGACAUAUACUGCAAUUCUUAUUGUUAAUGAUCGAGUUCCAGGUGUUGCCCAUAAAUCAUAUAUUUUGCUUCAGUGCUGUUCAACUUUCCAGGAUAUCAAGUUUAAAAAAAUUAAAAAGGGGAUAUGAUUUCUGCAGAUUAGAAUUAUUACUUAUCAAUAACAAUCAAAGAAAUUCAGCAUAUUGAUUUGACAGCUAGUUUUCACUGCUUUUUGAGAUUUAAAAGUAUGUAAAUGAUGGCUUCAUUGUAUCAUUCUUAAAGGAACUUGGUAACAUUGUUCAGAUGAGAGAAAAUGGUGCUAAGGUAGUGAAUUCAAUGCUAGAUGUACAAUUAAAGAUAACCUGAAAGUUUGAGUGGAGAACUUACCAUUAUUAAUGAUAAAAAUUGGGAAAAACUUAUCUGAUCAAUUCCUUAAUUCUCCCAACUAUAAGUACAGUAGAAGGAAUAUAAUGAGUAACAUUUCAUACAAAACUUACAGUUUUUUCAUCAAUGUUACCGAGUCACUUUAAUACUGCAAGUUGGUGGUAACAAGGAUGAUAUAGAAGGAGCUGUUGAAUAGCUAGCAUGAAAACUCAACUUUCUUGCCAUAUGAUUGAAUUUGUAACAAGUUCAUUAUUCAAUAAAGCAUGUGUAUUAAGGACUUUCUUUGUAUCUUUAAUGUAUUAUUUUGGGCAAGUUUAUCUUUGUUGCACAUUAUCAAUACAACAAUAUAAAGUA